Molecule: messenger RNA, 1242 nt
Organism: Encephalitozoon intestinalis ATCC 50506
Lineage: Eukaryota; Fungi; Microsporidia; Unikaryonidae
Product: DNA polymerase alpha/primase large subunit
Exons: 1
Coding region: 1-1242 (413 amino acids)
Biological process (GO): DNA replication, synthesis of primer
Cellular component (GO): alpha DNA polymerase:primase complex
Source: RefSeq, a predicted model, not a curated record
AUGAAGAGAAUAAAGGCUGCAAAGGGAGACGAAUUGCCUGGAAUUAAAUUUUAUACUAUGCUUUCCAAGAGUUCAGUAGACUACGAAACGUUCAGGAAGUGUGCAGAAAGAAGAAUAGAAAUUCUGAAGCGCGAAGAAGUAAAUCCUUCGGUUUCCAGAUGCUUUGAGAUGGACACGGAAGAUGAUACUCUCUCCCACUUUUUCUGUAGAAUGGUGUGUUCUCAAGAUCCGUGGGCAGCUACUUGGUUUGUAAAUGCAGAAGUGAAUUUACUGCGGUUAAGAAUGGCCAAAAAUCCGGAGGGUGCAAAGGAGUUUUUCCUUACAGAGGUGUUGCCUUACAUGGAUGGAGCCGAGAUUCGGAAUGGGGUCUUGGUGCUUGGAAUGAAAGCAAAAUACAAUCCAGAUUGUGCAAUUGGGAUGAUGAGCUCUGAGGUUCUCGUCCACUUUACAAAGGUGAUUGAUAUGGUUGGAAGAAGAAUAGUUAUACCUGAGGGAGGAUAUCUCAAGCUGAAUGACGAGGGGAUCCGAUCACUACUUGGUAAUGAGUUCAGAAGGUACUUGGAAGGAAAGAUGAAUGAGCUGGUGGAGAUGUUUUUAAGAAAUCCAGACGAAAGGAUGAAAAGCCUUGCCACAAAAUUACUUCUGAAUCCUACAACAUGUGAGAAGAACACUGUGUUUUCAUUAGAGGACGCCGAGAAAUACUUUCCGCUAUGUAUUAAGGCCAUAAUGCAAAGGCUGAGAAAGAAUAGACAUCUUAAAUACAACGACAGACAAACAUUAUGUCUCUUCCUAAAGGACUGUGGCAUGAGUGUUGAAGAUGGAAUAGAUUUUUUUCGAAGAUCGUUCAAGGCAGGAAAAGAAGUCUUUGAUAAAGAAUAUCUAUAUUCAAUUAGGCACAACUAUGGUCUUGAAGGAAAAAGGGCGAACUACACCUGCUUCACCUGCUCGAAGAUAGCAAACACAACGAAUGAGGAGAGAAAAAGCAAUUGUCCUUUUGUUGAGGACGGGGAGUAUCUUCGGAGUCAGAUUGAAGGAUUAGAGGUUGAUAUUGAAGAUAUAAUGGGUGUGGGAACUUUUAGCGGGAGAUGCACAAGGUUUCUUGAAAAGUUGGUCCAACGGAAACAAGACAAGUUGGUUGUAACUCCUAUUAGAUAUUAUAUUGAAUGUAGAAGUAUUGAUAGAAAUGAUGGGGAAGACAGCCCGAGAGAUUCAAGAGAUAUUGUAAAAAGCCCUAACAAAUGA